Molecule: messenger RNA, 3221 nt
Organism: Lottia gigantea (owl limpet)
Lineage: Eukaryota; Metazoa; Mollusca; Gastropoda; Lottiidae
Exons: 9
Coding region: 75-977 (300 amino acids)
Biological process (GO): regulation of G2/M transition of mitotic cell cycle; G1/S transition of mitotic cell cycle; regulation of gene expression
Cellular component (GO): nucleus; cytoplasm; cyclin-dependent protein kinase holoenzyme complex
Molecular function (GO): cyclin binding; cyclin-dependent protein serine/threonine kinase activity; ATP binding
Source: RefSeq, a predicted model, not a curated record
GUGAAAGAAAGGAAAACUUUCGAAACAAAUCUAAUUGAUGGGUUAAUUUUGGAUGACAUAUAAAUCUGUUCAAAAUGGAAAACUUCCAAAAGAUUGAAAAGAUCGGUGAAGGAACUUAUGGCGUGGUUUACAAAGCUAGAGACAAGAUCAGUGGUCAUAUGGUUGCACUGAAGAAAAUCCGGUUGGAUUCGGAAUCAGAGGGAGUUCCAAGCACUGCUAUCAGAGAGAUUUCCUUGUUGAAAGAGUUGGAACAUCCAAAUGUUGUCAGAUUGCUGGAUGUAAUUCACAGUGAGAUGAAGUUAUAUCUGGUGUUUGAGUAUUUGAAUUUAGAUUUAAAGAAAUAUAUGGACAUGGCUCCACCAUCUGGUCUGGCAUCAGAGCUCAUCAAGAGCUACAUGUUUCAGCUUCUACAAGGAAUAGCUUUUUGUCAUGCUCAUAGAGUUUUACAUAGAGACUUGAAGCCACAGAAUCUGUUGAUAGACACACAAGGAAAUAUUAAGUUAGCUGAUUUUGGUCUGGCUAGAGCAUUUGGUGUGCCUGUUAGAACUUACACUCAUGAGGUUGUGACAUUAUGGUAUAGAGCACCAGAAAUAUUACUGGGAAGUCGUUUUUACUCCACACCAGUUGAUGUUUGGAGUUUAGGCUGUAUCUUUGCUGAAAUGAUAACUAGAAGACCCUUGUUUCCAGGAGAUUCUGAGAUUGAUCAACUGUUUAGAAUAUUUCGUACAUUAGGAACCCCAGAUGAAAAUACCUGGCCUGGCAUCUCUCAGUUACCAGAUUUUAAAACAACCUUUCCAAGAUGGCCGCAGCAACCUAUAGCUAAUGUUGUAACCAGUUUAUGUGAUGAAGGCAAAGAUUUGAUUACAAAAAUGUUGUAUUAUGAGCCAAGUAGAAGAGUAUCUGCAAAAGCUGCUUUGUUACAUCCGUAUUUUAGUGAUGUCAAUAUGCAGAGGCCUAAUAUUGUUAAUACUAUGUAAUGUGUAUAUUCAUCUUCACAAUGUCAAGCUGUUACGAUCUUCACCUUAUAUAAUAUAUAAUCUUAUAGAAGACUGAAGUUCUAAGAACUUGACGGAUGUAUAUAAGUGAGUGAUAUAAGGCAGCAAUAAGAAGACUCUGAAAGUAUUGGACCAGACAUAGUGAUAUUAAAACAUUACAGAGGUUACUAAUUUCAUCUUGAGGUUUUAAGGGUUAUGAGUCAGUUUUGAACCAAACCUUGAAACAGCAGAUCGAUAUUCCUGUUGCUUGAGGUACCUUCACAUCAUAGCAUCCACCAGGUGGGUAUGGUUGUAAAUAAGAAAAGCUGUCAUAAGUUUCGAAUGCAGCUUCAUCCAACUGAGUUGUGAGUUGCGUUUGAUACUCAUGUCCACUUUCAGGUACCUUAAGAGCUUAUGAUACAUAUUGUGCUAUCUAUUCAUUUAAUCCAAUUAAUGAAAGUGUUGUAAAAUUGCCAGUGCCAAUAUUAUUUUACAACAUUUUUACUUGGACAGAAGUAAAUCUUAGGUCUAAAAAUUUUGGUCUGCUGUGAAGAGCUGAAUUUGAAACUGGACCCUUGAAUAAAGUAGAUAGCUUAUUUUAGGAACUUCAUCGAGAGCAGUCUAUUAUAUUAUGGAAUUUAUACUGUUGUAUGACAAUGGCAGCUUGAAUUUGUGAAAGAACAAUAUUGCUAUCUAGAGAGUAUGUCUAAAUAUUAUCCUUAUUUAGCUAUAUUUUAUGUUUAUAGCAUGCUAUCUUUAGCCAUAUAAAUAUAUAUCUUUACAAAAAGUUAUGCAUAACAUGACUAAAUGACCAUUGUUCAAAAAACUCUUUUCAUUAACCUUAAAACCAAAAGUUGUAUACUUGUAGAACUAGCAAUAUCUGAUUUUUUAUGUUGUAUUCACAAUUUCUAGUGUCUGAUAUUGAUGUGACUGUAAUAUUUAGUUACUUUGUUGUACGAUUUGUAGUUUAUGGCUUGAUAUCCAUUGGCGGAGCCGAAGGGGGGCAGAGGGGUCAGCAGUCCCCCCUCCCAUCCCCGAAAGCCUACACCUUAGAAAUUCAGCAAUCUCAACUAUUUCACCCUCCAUCGGACGUAAAACUGGCUCCGCCACUGUUAUCUGUUGUAAAGCUAGCUACUUAGCUUGCAGCAAUUACAACCUCUAGUUACGUGCACUUGUUGUCUUUGCUACAGAAAUAGCAAUUUUUUUUUUAAGUUAUAUGUUUCAGCUACAAGAAUAACAAAUUACAGUCAUCUGUUAUUAAGUAUAGUACCAAAUGGUUAGAUUUUGUAUAUUUUGUUUAUUUGUUAUUAAUAUUGUUAUUCUUUUAGUGCUUAGAUUUGUCAGCUUUAAUAGGUUAUCCAUUUUUCCUAUUACAAUGUUUCAAAACCCUAUAUCUUCAAAAUAUCAAGCUGUUCUGUUACCUUCAUCUUAUACCUUGACUGCAAUUUGAAUGGCUACCUUUCUUGUAUCACGGAAGUGGGUAAAUGCAGCGAUUUAGUUGGAUUGCACGUUAGCUAAUACAGUGUCCUUGACAAUGAGUCUGUAAACAACAAGCCAUACAAGUUACAGUCUGUCGAGAGCUAUGAUAAGCUGUAUUCGCUGGCAUACAAUCCAAUCAGAUCUCUUAAUUCCAUGAUACAACCAUAGUGGCUAUUGCAGUCAAGGUAUAAGACACAUCGCUCGACGUCUUGGGGCUUUAUUACUGCCUGUAUAUACAACACGUUGAAAAAAGAAGUUUGAUUUCGAGUAAGAGUCACUUCCCUGGAGGAAAGUAAUUUUAGUUAGAGAGCUCAAAAUUUACUACCUUGUUGAGCCUUCAUGUUCUCAUAAUAUAUAAGACUUUUGAAUCCUUGAACUUCCACGAUUUUGUGUAAGCUUACCUAUCAUCUUUGGUUCUUCACCAUAUUUGGAUUUAAACUUAAAAGGAAUAGGACAACAACUGUAUUGAUUGGAACUUUAUUCAUUAGAAAAUGGUUAAAAUUAGGGGCAUUAUAAUCGCAAUUUUACGGUAUCUAGUCAAAAUGUUCGGUCUUAUUUUUAAGCCAAUUUUCUUUGCUUUUAAAGUUACUUUCAGAGAAAAAUCAAAUUGUAAAAUUUUGUUUUGUCCUAGGGUUGGAUAUGAAUCCUUAUUUUAAUGUAUAUUAUUUUUUCUUGCUUUUAAUGUCUAUUAGUUUUUGUUAGUUUUGUUUUUAAUUAGAAUACGCUAAUUAUGUAAUCUGUGAUUAUAAAUAAAAAUUAUAAACAGUU